Molecule: messenger RNA, 1170 nt
Organism: Pogonomyrmex barbatus (red harvester ant)
Lineage: Eukaryota; Metazoa; Arthropoda; Insecta; Hymenoptera; Formicidae
Source: RefSeq, a predicted model, not a curated record
GAGAGAGAGAGAAUGAGAAAGAGAAGUAGUCUUCAGUUUGGCCGAUGCUAAUGAAAAAAGCACAUCGGUUAUUAUAUGAGUCGUAUUAGUGUAUACAUACAUGUUUUAAUCUCAGUUAACUUCAUCAUUGUUUGAAUCUCUCAUCUGAUUCUUAACGCGAAGGACCAUCCAAUUGAAUGAAAAAGAAUGGAGAAGAUGUUCAUAUUUAUCCAAAAAUGUCGAGACUCGCUCCAUCGACGUGACAACAAAGAACAAUUUGUUUCUCUCUGUCGUUAAAUGAUGAUCGUUAUUGAAUGAAAAUGUCGUUAAACGCCUACAUCCUUGAGUUUCCAGCGAGUUUCGUCCUAUCGAAAUUGUUUUCAGCAUUAAAUCGCAGCUUUCUUUCAAUAUUAUUCGCGCGGAGCAGUGACGAGUGCAAAGUAGUCGUCAUCGCCAACGAUUUUGUUCUUUCCUUCGACGAUCGACGACAAUUAGAUCUCGACUUUGUAUCUUGUAUCUCGAAAACGAUAUCAGAGACAUGAUGCGAUGAGAAAGAGCGAAAGAUGUAUUUAGAUAUUUGUUGGAAAUGAUCGUGCCGUCGAUGCAAAAAAGUUUGUUGGGGCUAACAGUGUUGAUGAUUGUUGGCGUAACGACCUUCCUAUUCAGCAGGAAGCUCAUACUGGAGACGCGCAGGCGGGACAGUUUGCUCCUUGACAUGAUCGCUAAUGUUAGCGGCCAUUUGAAUCGACUUGACAGCGGCUUCGAUGACAUUGCCACGCAGACGGGAAUCGCGCGGAAUCGCUUAUCGCGGCUGAUCGCGCUCCACCGGGAGAACUUCUUGGUGUGCGCUUUGCUCGACGAGAAACACAGACAUAUGCGAGCGUCCAGCGGGAAAUCGAUAAGAAGAAGAAAACGACGAUUCGUCGUAUCGCACUAUCAUCGGUGAGCGAUUCGAGAAAUUCGUCGGAUAUAAUUCGUCGAAGAUGCCGAAAGCACUAGAUCAAUAUGUACCACCAAAUUAUGUAUUAAUUACGUUUAAUCUACGCUUUAUAUUUAAUGAGAAAUUUAAUGAGAAUAUUUUUCUCAAUAUCAACAAAGUAUAUAUAUAAAUACUUGAAUUUGUUUUAAGAAUACGCUUGGGCGCACGUACGAUAAUUCCUUCUACCGUGUGUAUUACAAUUGCUAAGCUUA